Trichomycterus rosablanca is the source of this 2238-nucleotide messenger RNA. RefSeq names its product peroxiredoxin like 2B (gene prxl2b). Gene Ontology annotation, molecular function: prostaglandin F synthase activity. The transcript has 7 exons. Gene Ontology annotation, biological process: prostaglandin biosynthetic process. The record is from RefSeq and is a predicted model, not a curated record. NCBI's taxonomy places the organism in Eukaryota, Metazoa, Chordata, Actinopteri, Siluriformes, Trichomycteridae. Bases 41 to 643 code for a protein of 200 amino acids.
ACAGUAACAGGUUAUUUUUGAGUUUGUAUCGGUGUGUAAAAUGUCUGUGAAUUUAGACAAGAUAAGUUCUAAUUUGCUGAAGAGUUCUACAUCCGGUGAGCAAGUGGAGCUCAGCUCAUUAUGGAAAGAUCAGAUGACUGUGUUCUUCUUCCUGCGUCGCUUCGGGUGCCAGAUCUGUCGAUGGGCCGCAGUGGAGCUCAGCAAACUGGAGAGGGACCUAAAGGCGAACGGAGUGGCCCUUGUUGGUAUCGGCCCUGAAGAAACAGGAGUCAAAGAGUUCCAGGAAGGAGGUUUCUUUAAGGGAGAUAUAUACAUUGAUGAAAAAAAACAGUGCUACAAAGACCUAGGAUUCAAAAGGUAUAAUGCGCUCAACGUGAUUCCUGCUGCUAUGGGAAAGAAAGUACGAGACAUUGCUUCAAAGGCAAGCGAACAAGGAAUUCAGGGCAAUUUCACUGGAGACCUGCUACAGAGUGGCGGCAUGCUGAUAGUAGCCAAAGGUGGUGAGAGGGUACUACUGCACUUCAUUCAAGAUACACCAGGAGACCUUGUGCCACUUGAGGACAUCACCAAAGCUCUGGGCAUCAGUGCCAAUGUGCAGGCUGGGGUGAAACCACAGUGCAAUGAUGAUGUGUGUACAAGAUGAAGAACUGAUGAUUAUCAGGCUCUUGGAUAAAAGCUAAAGGACCAUGAGGAGCAUGGCUGGACUGUACGAGAUUCGUAAAUGUGACACUAAUCAAUGUGUUAUAAUUCAACAUGCAAUUUAACCAUUGUUGCAUUGCACAAAUUUUAUAGUGAUUUUUAAUCUGUUGUACAAAUGUUUGUUUGGUUUUGAGUCAGACUGACCAAAACCUGCUCCUGCAUGAUGAGAAAUUACAGCCAGAAAAUUCAAAAGGUAAAUGAACUAUUGAUUAGGAUCUGUGCAUUAUUUACCGAAACUUGGACAUAUGUUUAAAAUUAAUGAGUCUCAGAUAAACAAAUAAUUUUUUAAAAUCUUUAAUCUUUAUUAUUAUCUGAAAAUAACAGUAAUAUAAUAAUGUAUUUCUUUUAUAAUAUGUAACUAUAUUUUUUCCAUAGCCAUAUUCAUUUAAAUAAACAUCAGUAGCAGAACAGAAGAUCAUUAUUAUACACAGUUUUAAAGUAAACAAGGUAUAGUUCUCAAUGAACACACAAAGUAGUUCAAAUCCACAAGAGAAAAUAUAUAUAUUUAGGAGCAGUGCUGCACAGUGUUGACUGGAUGAGAAGUAUUUACAUAGCAGCAUCAGAAAUUAAAUGACUACAGCUGCAAAUGCAUUCAAUUAUGAACCGAUUCAGUUUCUGAUAAAUACUUGGCAUUUCAAAAGGCUUUUAAUGCACUUAGGAGGUUUGCAUGAUUAAACAUGCGACAGUUCAUGCAAGUCUUAGUUCACCUGGCAAAAUGUAAAACUGUCCUCAUUAAAACAUAUUCAAUACUAGAUAAGUCAUAGAAUAUAUGUAAGACAUUUAAAAUUCACAAAAUGCCAUAUUGAAGUACACACUUGGCAUAAUUGUCCACAAAUUAUCUUUACUCCUACAUACAGAAAUAGGAUAGAUAAAUAUACAAUAAAAUAUAAUUCUGAAAGCUGACCGUACAAGCAGCAACAAUUACAAUAAACAAAAAGUUCAAAUACCUUCACAAUUACCCAGAUUUCUGCAUUAAAACCUCAUAAAUUUGCUUGUGUGGGUUUAUGAUUUGUCUUAGAGAUUAAUAAAUAUUAUUUCUGUGUAUUUUUGGGUUCUUUUUCACCUCUUUUAGUUUUGCACAUUUUGCACUUGGUCUGACCUAUGCAGCAUGCCGAUUCCUAGGAAGAGCAGCAACAAUACUGAAGGUCACUGUUAUUUUCAGUUUGUGUUACAGUGAUCGGUUGAACACAGGCCUUAUUUUAAGGUUCUUUGAUAUUUGGUACUUUUUUUUUUAAUUUGGACAAGUUUACAUAAACAGAGUUAAAUGUCGAAAAGUCUGAUUAGCAGCAAUAACGAUUACUUUAGCUGCUAAUUAUUAAAGUCAAGGCAUUUUCUUUACAUAAAUAGGACAAUAUUAUAUUUGAGUUAUUAGUUUAGCCAGUAUUUCUUUGUCUAUUAUUGUGAUUUAAAUGAAGGCAUUUUUUGUAAUACAGCAAUUUAGGGAAAUGAUUCGCCCCACUGUCCAGGGGUGUCUAAACUAUUGCGUAACUGUAUAUCUGUUCAAUAAAUUUUGAUGCACAUAGUUCUAGUAAGAAAUCA